AACGGUGGGAGUAAGAAGAAGAAAGGGUGGUACUAUUUUACCCCCUGAGCGUCCAAUAAGGAAAAGAGAAAUUUAUUUAGUUCAGGGCCAUCAUCUAUUAAAGGAUGGAAGGAAAAAUUAUUUUUUGUUGAUGACACUGAGUGGGGGAGAAAGGAUGCAGAAGUGGAAUUUUUGUUCGCUUGGAAGGCAAAGAAAGCAAAUCAAAAUAAGUAUAGUCUGAAUAGGGAUGAGGAGGAAGAGACAGAGAAGUUGGUGAGAGAGGGAAAUGAUGUUAUAAACAUCAUGUAUCUCACCAGCUCAGAUGUUGUGGAGGCGAUUGAGCUCUAUGGAGCAAGCUCUUUGAGUGAAGUUAAGAUAGACAAAUUCCUUUCCACAGCUGAGGGGGCGGAGCUCAAGCGGAAGAAAAGUGAAGAAGUUGGGCUUGCUCAGAAGAGGAUGAGGGUGGAGGAACAAGAGGUUGCGAAGAGGUUUAUAAACUCAAUGUUCCCUGAGGUGGAUCGUUGCCGAGCAAGGGAAGAAGUGCUAAGUCAUGGUGGGGUUGGGAUUGUUCAGCACGUCCUUGAGGCUGCAAACUUAGUGAAUGCGUUAUCACAAGAAUUUUUUGAAACCCUCAAGGAACGUAACACCUUGGCGAAGGAAAAUGAGGAUUUAAGGACGAUGAAGGAGGAGGUAGAGAAGGAUUUGGCAAAGGCUAUGCCAGAGCUCAUGCACCUUCAAGAGGAAAAUGAUUUAUUGAAGAUGAAGCUCAUGUUUGAGGAAAGGAAAAGAAAAAUGUGUCGUACCAUUUUUCCUCUGAACUUUGACUUCAAGUUCAUUGUUGUUGAGGAAGAGGCAGAGGUUGGAGAGAUUGUGCCGGAGGAAAAGGGGAACCAGAAAGAAGCGAACCAGCCAACUCCACUAGCAGAGUAGUUAUCCUUUGUUUUAUUAAUCUCUUUCUUUAGCUUUGAUCUUUGAACAAUGUAUUUGUUUUGUUUUGUUUUAACUAUUCUUGUAAUUUUUACACACUAAUUCAUUGAUACAUUUGUGCAUUUGAUUUAUGUGAAAGAAGGGCUAAAGUGAAGAAAUGAAAUCACCUCAA
Messenger RNA from Rubroshorea leprosula, 1078 nucleotides. The record is from the annotation of a GenBank genome assembly. Lineage: Eukaryota; Viridiplantae; Streptophyta; Magnoliopsida; Malvales; Dipterocarpaceae.